Messenger RNA from Symbiodinium sp. CCMP2456, 3288 nucleotides. The record is from the annotation of a GenBank genome assembly. Lineage: Eukaryota; Dinophyceae; Suessiales; Symbiodiniaceae.
AUGCAGAUUGACUUGGCCAAGGAUGUGCCGGUGCCCAGCAGCGAACCGGGGUCGCCGGUGCCCAAGAGAGAGCCGGAAGACUUACUGCUUGGGCCUGCCAAACGGACAGCCGCGAAUGCAGGCAGCGGGAGUGGGACCGUCACCCUGGAGAUGAAGGACCUUGAGCAGCUCCUGUCCCAGCACGCGGAGCGCAUUAUGCAGGCACAACAUGCCCAUCUCGAGGCUAGGUUGGGAGGGCUUGAGGAGGUUAUCUCGAACAGAAUGGGGGGUGCGGAGGUUCGGCUUGAUGCGGUCGAGAACAAGGUUGACAACCUGGAAGCUAGGCUGGAAGAGCUAACCAAGGAGCUGCGAGAGAGACCGGCUGGUCAACAACGUCACGGACCGGAUUCAAGGCGGCUCACGCUGCUGUUCGGGGGAUGGCCCCGGGACAGCCGACGGACCGACAUCUUAGGCGGUUUGGAGAAAGCCUUGCAUGCCCUGGACGUCAAGAAGCACCUUGACAAUGAUCCCUUCUGCACGGGACCGCGUAGGUCAACAGCCUUGGCGGCCUUCGAGCAUCGGCAAGGGGAGAGUGAGGCUCAGACGAAGCGGAGGAUGCAUAAGAUCGUGCAGGCGGUCGCGGAGAAUGAAGUUAAGCUUCCGGGGGGGCGUCGCCUCUUUGCCACCUAUGCUAAGACGAAGGAGGAGCGGGAGAUCGCAGGACACUCGGCAUGGAUCAAGCGCAUGGUGGCUGAUGUUGCUCCAGGAAAACUGGAUCAGCUCGAUCUGGAGUACUCCAGCGGAGGCGCAUGGCUCGGGCAAUCCUUUGUCGCCAGCGCAAAGGUUCCACUUCCCCCUGGGCUCCAUCCGGAUGACAUCGUUUGGGAUGAGGACAAGGAUUCGCGGCCGUGGGUAUGGAUCUCAGGGCUUGCUAAGGAGCUGGGGGUGCCAGGGCAGACGAUCAGGGCAAUCUUUCCGCUCUUCGCAUGGAACAUUGGGGGUGUCUCGGUUACCGAUCACUCCCAAGCAGUUGCAGAUAUUGUGGGAAAAUUGCCGCAGGCGCAACAUGCCAAGGAAGUUUCGGACCACCUGGCGGUGCUUCCGCCAACCACACUGCCGACGUUCCUCGCCAGUGAUCUCAAUGCAGAGUUGGGUUGGGGUUGCGAUGAGCAGGGCACCUGUAGGGCAACGGGCAACAAUGGUAAGACCUUGGAAUUCUUGGGACAGUGCAUGGGCCGAGGACUCCAGGCUGUGGCUCCCCCACCUGAGGACUACCGAACACCGACUAGCCGGCCCAGGCAGUUGCACCGACGUGGCAAGCAGAUUGACUGUGUCGUGGCAAAUGCAGGAUCACCAGGGCCUUUGCGGAUCUACCGGGACUCUUGUCUUUCUUUGGGUACGGAUCAUGAGCUCAUCUCGACCACCAUCACCAUUCAGACAUCCAUGGCAGGCCGUGCCUACGUGGACCCCGAGGAGGUGAAAAUGGCCUUCAGGCUCGAAAGAGCCACCGCAGGUGAUUGGAUGGAAGUCAGAAGGCUCAGGCCGGUUCAGCACGUGGGCUGGGACGUCGAGUUCGCAGAGGCUCAACAGGGCAAGGACCCUCAUGAGGUCAUACACCAUCACCUACAGGGCAUUUACACUACAGGGCUGAUUAUACCCCCGGAACCUGCUUGGGAAGGACCCAUUGAGCCCUUCACGGAGGACGAAUUGCAAUGGGCUAUCGGGCAGGGCAAGCCCAACAAGGCAGUGGGGGUGGACGGAACUAGCCACGAGCUCCUCAAGGGUUUGGUUGAGGUUCCUGGGGGCCGGCAGGCACUCUUGAAGUUCUACAAUGAUGUGUAUCGCGAUGCCUCGGUCCCGGCGGACUGGAAUACGGCCUUGAUGAUAGUAAUCCCCAAGGAGUUGCACCCUACGGAACCGGGCAGCCUGAGGCCAAUCUCCAUGGGCAGCGCUGCGGCGAAAGUGUACAGUCGGCUAUUGUUGCUGAGAACGGCACCGUGGCUGCAGGCGGGCGAGGGGGCUCAAUGUAGUGGACCAGGCAAGCAACCAGCAGAGUACCUUUUCGGGAUGGCUAGGGUUAUGGACCUGGAGGCGGAAUGGCACAAGGGCUUGGUGGCGGCUAAGAUUGACAUCCGAAAGGCCUUCGAUAUGGUGCACAGACCAGCGUUGCUGGCUAGACUCAAACAGGCAAUUGGGGAUGGGCCAACAUAUCGCAGCUGGCAUGCCAUGUUGUGCGAAACGGAUGCUGUACUCUCGACAGGAUGGGGGCAAUCGAGACUUCAGCUUGACAGAGGCAUUAAGCAGGGUUCGGUUGAAUCGCCCAUCCUCUUCGGAUGGUUGGCUGCCUGUAUACUCAGGGACACUAAGAAUGCAUGCCAGUGGCACAAGAGACCCCAGAUUUACGACCAGCUCGAUUGCCAGGAACUACUUUUCAUGGAUGAUGGCCUGAUCUGGGAUGGCACCACGAAGGAGAUCUCCAGACGACUACAGGAGUGGGCGGACACACUUAAGCACCAUGGGUUGUCUCUCAAUCCCCGCAAAUGCAAGGUUUACAUGUCGCCGUACAGUAAGGACACAGGGCAGGUCAAGGUGGACGGGGUUGAGGUCCCGGUCGUCGCGGUGCUGGAGGUCAUGGGCAUCCCCUUCAGGGUUGGGGCCAGUCCGUCGGAACUUAUCUCGUCACUGCUGUCGCGUGGCAGGGACAAAUUCUGGGGGCACAAACACCUACUAAGAGCCAACACCCCGCUGGCAGGGCGCAUCCGACUCUUGGACAAGAUUGUCGGUGGAGCCGCGCUGUGGUGUCUUAGCGCCAUUGCCCCGGAUGCCUCGUCGCUUGCGAUUAUCAACAGCCUGCAGUUACAGUGCGUCAUGUGGGCUAUGAAGGUAGGCAAGAGGGCUACUGAGGGUUGGCUGCAAUUCAAACAAAGGGCUUUUCGUGGGGCGAGGCAGGUCGUCUGGAAUGUGCUUGGCAAACGAUGGUCUACGAUAUGGCUUGAGCGAUAUUGGAAUUUCGCUGGGCACAGGGCUAGAGGGUUGUACAAGGAGGUCGUGCCGAGCUCUUCGAAAAUCGACAACUACAAGAACAGGGUGUGGUGGCUUAAUGAGCAGCGCAAAACACGAGGGGAGCGUCACCCGAGGCACUUCCCCAAGCUCAGCAACAUGGAACGCGAUAUGGACCAGGCCGCGGGGAACCUGCCAUGGAGAGAAGUCGCGAGGGAUAGGGAAACUUGGAAGCAGAGGCUCGCACACUGGAUUGCACUCAUGGACCUGCCGUGGGCCAGUGGAAGGCAACUAGGGGUGCAGGGUUGA